AUGGGAGGCAAGAAGUAUGGCCGCGCCUGGAGUCGUUGCGAGGGCUGUCAGAACUCGAUCUGGAACACCAAGCUCAUCGCUCAAGAUUGCGUCUGCCAGUGUGGACACACAGUCCAGCUGUGGGCGCCUUGGAACUCCGUGGCCAGGCACGAGAACGAUACCUCCAACACCUAUGAGAAGAAGCUGCGCGACCUCCUCAAGGCGGAUCUUCCCCCUGCCGUGGCAACGGCGAUCCAGACGGAGUUGCAGCAGGCGAAGAAGCCGCCGCCCACGGACGCUUGGGAGGCGGCGCAGAAGGCCAAGCAGGAGCUACGCAAGACCGAGCAGGCCACUCAGAAGGCGGCGAUGGGAGUGCUACGGGCCCGCGCCGACCUCGAGUCGGCCUCAGAGGCGCACGCGUCCAAGGUGGAGCAGCAGGCGAUGGCGGAGCUCGCCUACCAGAAGGCGCUCUCCACGCUGCAGACGGAACAGGCACGCGAUGCACCUCAGCGGAACAAGCUCAUUAUCGACUACGACAUUUUCGAGACCGCAGACCCUGCGGACAUGGAUGAGAACGAGCGCAAGACUUUCAUGGAGUACAAGAAGGAGUUCGACACCGCCAGGCCACAGCUCGAGUCGGCGGUGCAGAAGCUACAGAACCUCAUGGAGUCCAUCAAGCGCUUCGACCAGGAGCGGGUCGCCAAGAGGAGACGCCAGGAGGGAGGCGAUGAGGCGCCAUCGGUCGAGGCAGGCCGCGGCGGCGGCGCUGGCGCCCCACCUGCCAUGCCUGCGACCCCUGGGGCGGGUUCAGCCCCGGCGCCCGUGCCCCCUCAGCCCCCGCUGGACGGCGAGUGGCUCAAGUCGCUCUCCGAAGACUCGCUGCGCCAGGCUGCCGAGACCUCCAAGACCAAGGCCAGCCCCGUCACCGCGCAGCCGAUUGUGGAAGAGGCCCAGCUGUUCUUUUCGAACAUCACUGAAUGGGGCCCUCAGGCUGAGCGGUGGGUGGCGCCCACUGGCAAGCGCUAUCAGCUACUGGCCUUGGUCGAGACACACAUAUCGCAGGCCAAACAGCAGCAUGAGUUUCUUAAGAUUGACAAGGAUGAUUGGAGAUCCUCCAAAUGCUAUGCAAUGCCGACGGAUCGAUCUGCAGAGGGCACCACGGGCGGAGAGAUGGUUCUAGCUCGCAAAUCGGUGGCUGCUUCCACCUUCGACGCUAUGAGACACCAGAGCCGCCAGCUGCAUGCAGUUGACCCGUGUCAUGGCUUCGCCCCGAUGACGUGGCAUCGCAAGACAGGCAAUUUGGUCGUGAUAGCCUUUUAUAUCGAACCGCACCACUCGAUUACGGGCCCAGUUCAUGAGCGGAUGGUUGCACUCACCGCGUUUUUGGACAUGCUGGCGGACCCUUGGAUUGUAUUAGCAGAUUGGAAUAUGUCGCCGUCUCAACUGGCUGACAGCGGCUACCCUGAGGAGCGGGGUGGCUCCAUUCUGGUGGCCCUUGGUUCUGCAACGUGUGAUAAAGGCUCGGGUUCGACCAUUGACUACGCGGUGGUGAAGCGCGGCUGGGAGAUGUCUGUGGUCAUUCGCCAGGUCCACGAUGUGCCGUGGGGAACGCACUGCGGCCUGGAGGUCUGCGCAGGCGAGUCUCAGCCUCGGCGGUUUCGUGCCCUGGCACUCCCUGCAGAUUUGCCUUGCCCCCCCAGGCCGCAGAGACAGGCGAACCCCAACAGUAAGACAUCACUGAGGAAGAAGGCAGCGCUAGACAAGAGACGCAACCAGUUGCCCGACAUGCUGCAGGAGGCGUUUGAUGAGCUCACCCAGUCACAGGAGGAUGCAGCAGCGCCUCCAGUCUUGAGCGCAGCGGAUGUUGACUAUGUGGACGGCGUCGAUUUUGCCAUUAAUCUGGAUCUCUGGAGGAGGCAUCAGGACGACAUGAGGAGCAUGCUGAGUACUCCCGACGAGAAUGACACGCUGGGCACCUACGACACGCGGGGGCCCCCAGAGAAGGCAGGCUCGCAGCUCCCGCCAGGGAAGUCUCGCAGGCUGGAGGGGGCCCAAUCUGUCUAUUGUGGGACGGUCGAGGAGAUGCAUGGCAUGCCAUUGAGGGGGGCGGGGGCCCCAAGAGCCCAUGCGGGUGGCCACGGGCCUCAAAUCGUGGGGGCGUGCUCGCCCCCCUCGGAGCUGCGCGGCAACGUUGCGACUGGAGCGGAUGGAGUUGUUACAGAUACUGGCAGAGAUGCGACGGACCCCUCGAGAGACAAGUGGAGCAUUCUCGACGAGAAUGACGCGCUGAACACCUACGACACGGCUGGGCACUCAGAGAAGGCAGGCUCGCAGCACCCGACAGGGAG
Molecule: messenger RNA, 2327 nt
Organism: Prorocentrum cordatum
Lineage: Eukaryota; Dinophyceae; Prorocentrales; Prorocentraceae
Source: the annotation of a GenBank genome assembly